This is a messenger RNA of Phytomonas sp. EM1, 1035 nucleotides long. The record is from the annotation of a GenBank genome assembly. NCBI's taxonomy places the organism in Eukaryota, Euglenozoa, Kinetoplastea, Trypanosomatida, Trypanosomatidae.
AUGGCUACCCAAAUACCCCCCGACGGCGAUAUUAUGAAGCCAGCUAACGUCGAUGUGAGUCGAUAUCGUUCGAAGGACCCUAUGAUGAAGCUGAAUCACUCAAGGAAUCCCCGCCCACUUCAUCCCGGUAACGUGGGACCCUCAUCGCGGGAUCCCCGUGGUUCGUUUGAUAUCGCGUGUGGGAUGGAUUUUUAUAAUCUUUUUUACGACACCUGGGUGGCUCGGGAUCACCUCGGGGGCAACUUUCUCCCUUACAUGCCGUACUCUGACAAUCCAACGAUGCGGAGUGCGAUCGCCCGCAUCCUAUCGGGGGCCUCCUCCGAAGGCGCGGAAAAGAGCACCGGCGUGUUUGUUAAGUCCUGCUGGAAUGGUCUGGGGGCAAUCCGUGGUCGCCUUUUUCUUCCCCAACGCGGUUUGGGGGUUCUCUCCGAAAAGGCGGCGUCUCCUCCUCGGAUCCCGCCCACAGACUCGGUCUCGGCGACUUCUGAAGUCGAGCUCAACGAACCAAAGGGACCUGAUGAGGCCUCCGCUUUGCGUGCCGCGAAGACGUCUCUUUCCCCUCCCGCAGACGCCCCCUCGGUGGGGGAAAUCGACUCUCUGGCGACGCUGCUGAAUCCACUUUUGACGUUCGCCCCUCAGGCGAAGUCCCCGCUCGAGCAGGACCUCUUCUUUUACACGCCUAGGCGCCUUCUUUGCCGCGUUCUUCGCUGUGAUGGCGGCGAUGCGCAGGGGUUCCCCGCGUAUUCCACCCCGUGGUGGGAGUUCCACCUCAACGCCUAUCUCAAUGAAGGGACGGCCCCUCAAGACCUUCCGCGUGAUAUCGACCAUCCGCUGAUGGCGAGUCGAGAGGAUUCGUUUAUUCCGCCUUUUAGACUCAAAGUCCUGCAGGUGUAUGAGCAUGGGCUAUGCCUAAAGGUGCCUUAUAUCACAGACGCCCUGUCGAGAUCGCCCCUCCUGCAAUCCUUUCGGAUGCCCUCUGGUGUUAUUUUUGAUCGUAUCGGGAAGAGCUAUAGCGAGGCCCCGGGCAGUCGAUAG